Molecule: messenger RNA, 6123 nt
Organism: Notolabrus celidotus (New Zealand spotty)
Lineage: Eukaryota; Metazoa; Chordata; Actinopteri; Labriformes; Labridae
Gene: brd1a
Product: bromodomain containing 1a
Exons: 13
Coding region: 832-4641 (1269 amino acids)
Biological process (GO): regulation of transcription by RNA polymerase II
Cellular component (GO): MOZ/MORF histone acetyltransferase complex
Molecular function (GO): protein binding
Source: RefSeq, a predicted model, not a curated record
AGUUUUUCCGGGUUUGGCUAAAGCGCUAGUCAGGAAGAUGCGAGAGGACAUCAGAAAAUUAACAAAACCAUAGCUUCCAUAUUUACACUACAUACAAACCUUUAAACACUACUUUACUAGGGGGACUCACGGUGGCUUCAUUUAAGUCAACAAACCCCAGAAACUUAUAUAUUUUUUACAUUAUUAUGACAUAUUGCUGGCUGAAAGGCUACAUCAUCAGUAAACACCACGGUGGCUAUCCUGCUGCUAACUGGGUUACCCACGAAGCUAAUAAACACAAUAAAUCAUCAUCCAGGUCCAGCCCUUCAGUCACAUGGCUGUGUGGCACACAUACUCGAGAGAGUAUCGUCUACAACUUAUCCAUUCACCUAACCGUGAGAAAAAAGCCCUGAUCAGGUACAUUUCGGACCGCACCACAGCUGCUAGCUGGUUAGCUGCCAGCUAGGCCACACACAGGACAUACAAGCUAACCUGGCGAGGCAGAACCCAGACACGAACCACACGAGAUCCGAAUCAGACCAGCACUCCUCACCACGACGUCCAAGUCACAUCAAAUCGUUUUUAAGACGUACACAUGCGCUCAAGAUACUCACUGUGUGAAGUAAGGUCGUGUGAUCACUGGGUUUCGGCUCCUAAACAGUUAAAUAUGACACAUUUGAUUGAUCCGGAGGGGGGUUCACUUUGUUGCUUUUGUCUGCUGGCUGCUAGCAGUUCACGUUCGGCCGGACUAGCUCCACACAGCGUUGGACGGAAGGAACAUGUUUUAAUGAUGUCACUGGUCGCAGCAGGGUCUUCAGGUCUUCAGUAGGGCAAAGAGCAACACGGAGUGGCAUGAUGAAGAAGAAAGCUCGGCAGCACCGGGUCGCGGUGCCGCAGAGGCCCCCUUCUCCCAUCAAACCUUCCCCCAACAAACAGAUCUUGACUUACGCCCAGGCACAGCGGAUGGUGGAGUUCGAUAUAGACGGCCGCGUUCAUCGAGUCAGCGUUUAUGACAAGCUGGACGUGAUCUCGGAUGACGACCCCAUGGUGCAGGAGAUGAUGGAGUGCACCAGCAAUAAGGAGAACGCUGAGAAACCGCAGCAGGUGCUCCUGAGGUCAGUCAGACUAAAAAACAACCAGGAGAAGAGAAACGCUGCACUGGGCAUCACCAGUCAAGGAGAGGGUGUAGGACCUCAAGCUGGUGCUAUUGCAGGUCCUAAGCUUCCAGAGCCUAAAUUUCGUACAGUAGAAUAUAACCUCCCUGCAGUUCCUAAGCGUCAGGGCCCAUUUUAUAAAUACACAGAGAAGACGGAGGAAGAGCUGGAUGAAGAAACAGAGUAUGACAUGGAUGAGGAAGACUAUGCCUGGCUGGAUUUGGUCAAUGAAAAGCGGAAAAGUGAAGGAGUCAGUCAGGUCUCUUAUAAUGUUUUUGAGUUUCUCAUUGACCGCUUUGAGAAAGAGUUACACCUGGAGAGUCUCGAUCAGUGCAGCGAAAAGCACGUCACAGUGGAUGAAGACGCUGUCUGUUGUAUCUGCAUGGACGGAGAGUGUCACAACAGCAACGCGAUCCUGUUUUGUGAUAUGUGUAACGUGGCCGUGCACCAAGAAUGUUACGGUGUGCCCUACAUUCCUGAGGGCCAGUGGCUCUGCAGACACUGCCUCCAGUCACCCAACCAGCCUGCAGACUGCAUACUUUGUCCUAAUGAAGGAGGAGCGGUGAAAAAGACAGACGAUGACCGCUGGGGUCACGUCGUGUGCGCCCUCUGGGUUCCCGAGGUUGGCUUCUCAAACACCACCUUCAUUGAACCCAUCGACGGCGUCAGCCACAUUCCACCUGCUCGCUGGAAGCUCACUUGCUACCUCUGCAAAGAAAAAAACGUUGGGGCAUGCAUCCAGUGCCACAAAGCAAACUGUUACACCGCCUUUCACGUUAGCUGUGCCCAAAAGGCCGGCCUCUUUAUGAAGAUGGAGCCGAUCAAAGAGGUGACGGACUCGGGAGAUCCCACUUUCUCUGUGAAAAAGACUGCCUACUGUGGAGCUCACAUGCCGAACGGGUGUGUGAGGAGGCCUCUCACCAUCUAUGACGGUGCCAAGGUCAAAAACGGACUGUGCAAAAGAGGGGGAGGCACUGGGAAAGGACAGUCGAAAGGAAAGCAGAAGAAGAAAAGUAAGAGUAAGAAGCCGGAGCCGGAGCCUGAAAGUGAAGAUGUAACUCCUGUUACUGUGCCUACUUUUCCUACUCACAGGUUGCAGACCAUUCUGAACCAGGUGUCAGUCCAGAAGAAGAAAGCUUUCGUGGAGCUGGUCUUAAAUUACUGGUCACUAAAGAGGCAGUCCAGGAAUGGAGUCCCCCUCAUUAGACGCCUUCAGACAAGCCUGCAGUCCCAGAAGAAUGCGCAAGCGGUUUGUUUAUCUAAGCAGAAUGAGGAGGAGAGUAGAGCACUGAAGGACCAGUUGAAGGAAUGGCAUCGUCUCAGACACGACCUGGAGAGAGCACGACUGCUGCUGGAGCUAAUCCGCAAGAGGGAGAAACUAAAGAGAGAGGAGAUCAAACAGCAGGAAACCCUCCUCGAGAUGCAGUUGACUCCUUUCAGUAUUUUGCUACGAGCCCUCUUGGACCAGAUCCAGUUGAAGGACCAGGCCAGGAUCUUCACCCAGCCGGUUGAUAACAGUGAGGUGCCUGACUAUCAUGACCAUAUCAAGCACCCAAUGGACUUCUCCACCAUGCGACAGCGUAUCGACGCACAGGGCUACAACAACUUGGAGCAGUUUGAAAGCGACUUCAACCUCAUCGUCGAUAACUGCAUGAAAUAUAAUUCAAAAGACACUUAUUUCUACCGGGCUGCUGUUCGCCUCAGAGACCAGGGCGGAGCUCUGCUUCGAAAGGCUCGAAAAGACGUGGAGCGAAUCGGCUUUGACUCGGAAAGCGGCAUGCAUCUGACGGAAGCUCCUGAGAUGAAAGCAACACCAACGUUUUCUUGGGAGGACGUGGACCGCCUACUAGUGCCAGCCAAUCGGGAGCAUCUAUCUGUCGACAAGCAGCUGCAGCAGCUCCUGGAAAAGUUUGACCUGACCUGCUCCAUGAAGUCCAGCCCGUCCCGCAGCAAGCGCCUAAAGCUGCUCAAGAAGACCAUCAACGACGUGCGCAAUGAAAUGAGCCUGAAAAGAGUCCAUCCCUCCUCCCACCAUCACCACCACCACCAUCACCAUCACCAUCACCGUUCGUCUUCUUCAGCUGCAUCCAUGUCAGCAUUGUCUUCAUCAGCUGCCCCUCACCCAGAGCCAAGUAAACCCAAAGAGGAGAGGCUGAGGACCAAUGGACAUUUUCCAGACGAUGAGGCAGACAAGUCUCUUCCUCCCAAACUGGAGCUGUCAGACUCCAUCCCUCCCCUCAUCCAUUCAGACACAGACCCCGAGCCCCCCACCCUCAAACCCAUCGACGCCGCCCCAGACUGUGAAGACAAGACUCACAGCAAGCGCCUCAAAUUUGACAGAGAACUACCAGACCUCCUCUCCUCCACUCCCCGCCUCAACGGCUUCUCCCAUGACAGCCCUCGGGACUCCCUGUCUGACGGCGACGUUAGUGUGGUGGCCACGUCGACUCUCGCUGAGCCCGCUGGCACGGUCAACCGCCGGACCGCCGUGCUGUUCCGAAAAUCAAAAACUGGCAGUUCUCACAAACCCGCGAGGGGUGAAGAAGACGGAGCCAACAACGACGACGACGAAGGGGUCGGGGGGAGAGAGGGCAAGCUGGAAGAGGAUGAAGACGGCGCGCAGCUGGGGUCCAAAUCCUUCCUGUCGGUGGUGAUACCGCGGUUGGAGACGCUUCUUCACAGCAAGAAGAGGAAGCGCAGCGGCAGCAGGGACAGCGAGGAAGAGGGAGGAGAGGGAGAGCGUGAAGAGGAGGGAGAGUCCCCCGUGAAAAGACUUGACACUGGCCUGUCGAGUGAUUUUCUGGAGAUGGAAGAGGAGAAGGAACUAGAACACUCCAGUAGAGUGAGCAGGCCGGUGGAGCCUCGAAGACGCUGUGCUUCUGAGUCCUCCAUCUCAUCAUGUAGCAGUCUACAAGGAAGCACCAGCACUAUUCUCAGUCUUCCUAAAUGUGGGAAGGGGAAACCCGCCUUGGUCCGGAGAAACACUGUGGAUGAUAAGAGCGAGUUAAUCGCUUGUAUCGAAACUGGGAAUUUUGCAAAAGCUGCAAGGAUUGCUGCAGAGGUUGGCAACAGCAAUAUUUGGAUGCCCGCUAGUGCUGCAACAGUUGCAUUGGAACCGCUAAAGCUAGUUUGGGCCAAAUGUAGUGGAUACCCUUCCUACCCUGCUUUGAUCAUCGACCCCCACAUGCCGCGCAUGGGCUGCCAGCACAAUGGGGUGUCCAUCCCCAUGCCCCCCAUGGACGUGCUCCGCAUCGGAGAGCAGAUGCAGUACAAAGCCGAAGAGAAACUCUACCUCGUCCUCUUCUUCGACAACAAGCGCAGCUGGCAGUGGCUCCCUCGAUCCAAGAUGGUCCCCCUGGGAAUGGACAAAACCAUAGACAAAAUCAAAAUGAUGGAAGGACGCACCUCCAGCAUCCGCAAGGCAGUCCAGAUCGCCUUCAGCCGGGCCAUGAACCACCUGAGCAUUGUGCAGGACGAGCCAGUCAGCGACCUCAGCGACGUGGACUAAUGCUGACUCUCUUUCUUCACACACAAACACACACACAUACACACUUGUACCUCUCCUCUACCAAAUACAUUCCUCCCCCUGCUCUCUCUCUCUCUCUUUCUCUCUCUCUCUCUCUCUCUCUGUCUCUGUCUCUCUCUCUCUCUCUUGUCUGCGCAGGAGACUCAAAUGUUUACUGGACACCUGCUGUAACAGGUGGUGUCUCUUCCUCAUCCAUUCCUACUCGCACACACUCCUACCUUGUGCCGAUGGGAAACGGCUGCUGCUGAAAUGAAUGUGUCGAAACCAUUUCCGGGCUUGUAACUGUGUGUAAAGACUUCUCCCUCACUCCAACAAUCAUGCUGUUCAUUUUCCUUCAUCAUUUCAGAGCUCUCUCUUUUUUUUUUUUUAAGAGUUUGGUAAUCUUACCAAAAUGCUUAUAACUUGGCCCUUGUUCUGUCAGGUAGGCAAUCAUCUUUUCUAUGUUACGUUCUCAAAAGGAGCAUUUAGUAGCUGAAAUGGACAAAAUCAUUUACAAGGCUUUGAAGCUCUCACCAAAGCCUGUGUCACAUUUUCAUAUAAGUUCUCUACAUUCACAAAACACACAAACACAACCCCUCCUUUGUAUUUAAAGUGUAAAUACAUCUGUAUAUUUGCCUGACACUAACUUAUUUUGUAGUUCUGACGUAAAUGGGUACUGUACAGCAGUUUUUUUUAGUAUUUAUACUUGAUACAUUUUUGGCACUGAAGACUGAGUGCUGUAUGAUCAAGAAGGAUUUAAAAAAGCCUUCGUAUUAAGACGAUUAGGGCUAAAGUAUCACGUUUCUGAAAAAAGGUGAACAAAAUUCCCUUUGAAUUUUUUAAGUUAUUGAAGUUUAUAAUCGUAAGCUUCCAUUUGGCAUUAAUCCGUUUUGUAUUAAAAAAAAGUGUUUCUGGUAUAUUUUUGUUCAUAUAUAUAUUUAUAUGGUUUGAAUACACGAUAACACAGUAUGUAAGUCUCUGGAGCUCAUACAGUUUGUGGACACGGAACAUUUAAUGUUCUCAAGAAACCAAAAAGUUGCUACCCAGAAGUUUUCUCCUGAUUUCCUGCGUGACGUGUGAAAUUGUUGCCAAAAAAAGACAAAAAGUAAAGUGUAUUUUUAUGUGAAACAUUUGACUGUUACUUGGUUUUGCUGUAGUAAUAGGGAGAUGUGCCUGCGUUAACUUAUUGUAAAAUACCUGCAUUACUUUAUAUACAUAAGAAAAGAACUGCAAACUGAUUGUGGUUGAUUGGCACAUCUUGUGGUGGAUACUUGCCUUCUUUUUAAGUAACCUUUUCUAACUUUUUUUGUAGUAUUAGACUUCAAGACAUUUCAUUUUAUACUAUGCCUAUUUUUUCUGGGUAGGAUUGGGUAGUUUUGGUAUAUUUCUUUUGUACUUAACUGUAGUAGUUUUUUUAAUCAGGUCAUACAAAAUAUUGCUGGGACUGUUUUUGUAGUAAAUCAAAAAUAAAAGAUGCAAAUAUGA